GUACCAGUAUUAUCUUCAAGUAAAAAAAGAUGUUAUUGAUGGACGAUUGCGAUCUUCAUUUGAACAAGGGAUAAGGUUGGCGGCACUGGGCGUUCAAGCCACAUUGGCAGCUCAAGUUGGCUUUGGAGACUACCCUCAUUUUGAAUCUCAUGAUCUCCGGCAGUAUGUUUUGUUUCCUAUGGAUUUGAUUCAAAAUGAAGCCAUUUUGGAGGAAUUGAUUCAGAAGGUAGUCCAGGAACACAAAAAUCACAGCAGCCUUUCUGCAGCAGAAGCAGAAUUGCUUUACAUCAGGGAAGUGGAACGAUUAGAUGGAUUUGGGCAGGAAAGUUUUCCUGUGAAGGACAAUCAAGGAAAUGACUUGCAUCUUGGAAUUUUCUGCAUGGGGAUUUUUCUAAAGAACCCAAUGGGAAGAUCCACAGUGAACUACAGGUGGAAUGAUAUUGGAAAUAUAACACACAACAAGUCUUCCAUUGUUAUAGAAUUGGUUAACAAAGAAGAAACUGUGCUGUUUCAUACGGAUGACCUUGAAAAUGCCAAGUACAUUUCACGGCUCUUUGCUGCGAAGCACAAGUUUUACAAACAAAACAAAAUCUGCACAGAACAAUCAAAUUCUCCUCCCCCUAUCAGACGGCGGCCCACAUGGAGUAGAUCAUCUUUGCCAAGGCAGCACCCAUUUAUUAUGCCUCCUGUGCAUGUCCAGUGUGGAGAACACUACACUGAAACUCACAAUUCACAAGAUAGCAUUUUUCAUGGAAAUGAAGACAUGUUUUACUAUAGAUCUCAGACUAGCUUGGACAGAUGUGCAAUGGACUUCAGCUAUUUGAAUGGCAGUGUCCCAAAUGGCAGUGUGUGCAGUGCCCAAAGUAUGAACUCUCUCAACCAUUCACAGAACUUCGUUCAAGCUUCUCCAGUGUCCUCCAACCUAAGUAUCCCUGGAAGUGACAUUAUGAGAGCAGAUUACAUACCAAGCCAUAGACAUAGUGCAAUAAUUGUACCUUCAUAUAGGCCUACUCCAGAUUAUGACACUGUAAUGAGGAAAAUGAAGAGAGGAGUGAUUCACACCGAUAGCCAAAGCCAGUCUUUGAGGAACCUCAAUAUUGGGAAUACUCAUGUUUACAGCCAACCCACAGACCUUGUAUACAGUCAACCAGAAAUUCAAGAGAGACCUUCUUAUACCAUUGCAUAUGGGCCUCAAGGCACUUACAAAAAACAUGUGACUCCUCCUGAGCAAGUGAAUCCUAUGAAUGCUUUGCAGGCAAAACCGACAGCUAGUGCCAUUUCCCAUACAGUUAGCACUCCAGAGCUGGCCAAUAUGCAGCUUCCCAACAAUCAAAGAUGUGGCCCUGCACACAUACUGAAGAAUUAUCUUUUUAGGCCACCACCACCCUAUCCACGUCCACGUCCUGCUACCAGUACACCUGACCUAGCAAGUCACCGCCACAAGUAUGUCACUGGCAGUAGUCCUGACCUGGUGCCUCGGAAAGUGCAGCUUUCAGUGAAGACUUUUCAAGAAGAUAGUGCUCCCGUUGUCCAUCAGUCACUACAGGAAGUUAGUGAACCUCUUAUGGCAGCCAAACAUCAUGCAGCCAUCAACAAACGCCACAGUUUGGAAGUGAUAAGUAAUAUGGUGCGUGGAAUGGAAGCUAUGGCUUUAAAAAGCCUAAAUGCUCCCUUGCCACGCAGAAAUACCCUACGCAAUGAGAUGCAGCCAGAGGAAGUGGUUCAAAGAGGGCAUGAGGUUCAGCAGGUCCCUCAUUACCAUCACAAAAAGACCUUCUCAGAUGCUACAAUGCUGAUCCACAGCAGUGAAAGUGAAGAUGAGGAAGAAGCAUCAGAAUCUGUGCCUUCUAUGGCGGCCCUACAUGAAAACGUGGAGUACAGCGCCCAGUUGCAAGCUGCCUUGGCUCGAAUACCUAACAAACCUCCUCCUGAGUAUCCUGGUCCCAGGAAAAGUGUUAGCAAUGGAGCGCUGCGGAAUGACCAGAUGAAUAAUGUUCCGCUGGCUGUGUCUCGAGCCAAGGUGAUGAGGCCGGGACCAGCCAGGACAAUUAGCACAUCUCGGACUGAUCAGAGCAUGAUGAAUGGAUCUUCCCUUGGUCCCUCCAUCUCUGAGCCAGACCUCACAAGUGUCAAGGAACGGGUCAAGAAAGAGCCAGUGAAGGAGAGGCCUGUGUCUGAAAUGUUCUCCAUUGAGGACAGUAUCAUAGAAAGGGAAAUGAGGUAUCUAGAGAAACAGAAGAUGGCAGGCCUGGAAGCCCAGAAGAGGCCCUUGAUGUUGGCAGCACUCAAUGGACUCUCAGUUGCUCGAGUUCCAGUGCCUGAGGAUAGCCAAGAUGAAGGAGCCAAGGUGCCAAUGGAUGAGCGGUGCAAAACCUUGAGGAGAAAACUGGAAGAGGGGAUGGUGUUCACCGAAUAUGAGCAGAUUCCAAAGAAGAAGGCAGACGGAAUUUUCACCACUGCCAUUCUCCCUGAGAAUAUUGAACGUAAUCGUGUCAGAGAAGUCAUUCCAUACGAAGAGAACCGAGUGGAGCUGGUACCCACCAAAGAAAACAAUACAGGCUACAUCAAUGCAUCACACAUAAAGGUGACAGUAGGUGGAGAAGAAUGGCACUAUAUAGCUACACAAGGACCAUUGCCACAAACAUGCCAUGAUUUCUGGCAAAUGGUGUGGGAGGAAGGAGUCAAUGUGAUAGCCAUGGUGACAGCAGAAGAGGAAAGAGGAAGAACCAAAAGCCAUCGUUAUUGGCCAAAACUUGGCUCAAAACAUAGCUCAGCCACUUAUGGAAAAUUCAAAGUGACCACCAAAUUCCGGACUGUUUCUGGUUGCUAUGCUACAACAGGCCUGAAGGUCAAGCACCUUUUGUUAGGACAGGAGAAGACUGUGUGGCAUUUACAGUACACCAACUGGCCAGAUCAUGCUUGUCCAGGAGAGCAAGACUUCCUUUCCUAUUUGGAAGAGAUCCAGUCGGUGCGCCGUCAUACCAACAGCAUUCUGGACAGCAGUAAUAAUAGCAACCCUCCAAUUGUUGUGCACUGUAGUGCUGGAGUAGGGAGGACAGGUGUGGUUAUUUUGACAGAACUUAUGAUUGGCUGCUUGGAACACAAUGAGAAAGUAGACGUUCCAGUGAUGCUUCAACAUCUGAGGGAACAGAGAAUGUUCAUGAUCCAAACUAUCGCACAGUAUAAAUUUGUCUACCAAGUCCUCAUCUUAUUUCUACAAAAUUCCAGGCUCAUUUAACAUCUUCAAAAGAGACACAGCACCUUUUCAUUCAGUUAUUUAGACAGCCAUUUUGGUUUGGCUGAGAAUCACCCUUCUACAAAGCUUCUUGCUUUGCAGUAUUUUGCGACACCUGAUCAAAAUUGCCUCAAUGAUAAGGACACUUUGUUCUUCUUGCAGAUGAUUUUAUAUGAGAUAAUUUAUUUUUUUUAAUGAUGUGUGAACUUUCUUAAUUGGUGGAACAUGGGGUGACCUUAAAAUGAUAGAACCACAUUUGACACAUCUCUUCAUUGUAAUCUGUCUUUAGGACAGGAAAUAAUCCUAUCUGGAGAUGUUCUCUUGACCAUUGCAUUUCUAUAUGACAUGCAAGGCAGCUUUGCUAUUUUAUUGUAUUCUAUUUUAUUUUUGUGAAAAGAGUAUUUAGCAAUCUGUUUUCAGGGUUGUGCACAUAGAAGAAAAACCAACUUAAAAAUGUAUUUUUGACUUUUGUUCAAAUUUAAAAGCAGAUAUAUGUCUAUAAUAUUAUUGAAAAGGAACACAUUUUUGCCCUCUAUGAUAUAUGCAGUGCCUUACAGAAUAGCAGUGGGAUUUCCAAUAAACUCAAGAUCCCAAGGGUUCAGUACAAAACAAGUAUGAUCAUAGUACCUAGAUGAUGAGUAAUAGCAAUAUUUAAAGCUAUAAAAUAGCUGAAAUACUGGAAUGAGAUCUAUUCUAAGAGGCUUUUUUAGGGUCCGAGCAAGAUCUAAUCAAUCCUAAGUCCUACAGUUGAUGCUGUAUCUUGAGUCUAGAAAUUGCCCUGCACAUGAUGUGAAAUACCCAGUUCAGGGGCGUUUUUCAAGUCAGGUUAUUCUUUGAAUCAUACAGAGUAAAUCUGAAGAUUUUUUUUCUGUUGGUGGCCAUAUUUUGGUGGGAAUAUUCUGUUGGUGCAUGCUGAAAGUUGUAGAGUCACCCUUUCUGUGACUUCCUUUCUAGUCUCUCUCCUUCUAAAGGAGCGUAUAUAUGGGGAAGGGUUGUAUAGCUCUUUUUAGAAAUCUUACUAGGUAACAUGCAUAUAGAUUUUGAGGUUAAUUCUAAUAAGUCAAUUACUACCUUUAGCCUAGGACAACAGGUAUAAGGACAUGACAGUUCAAAAUGUUUUAAAAACAUCAAUUUAAAUGAAUAGGAAAUGCCGACUGUUACUGAUUUAGUAUUGUUUGCCAAAGAGAAUAUUCUAAUGCAGUGUUUCUCAACCUUGACAAUUUUAAGGCAUGUGGACUUCAACUCCCAGAAUUCCACAUCGCUGGCUGUGGAAUUCUGGGAGUUGAAGUCCACAUGCCUUAAAAUUGUCAAGGUUGAGAAACACUGUUCUAAUGGUUUGGAUAUGUGCCCUAAGUGUCUUUAGGUUCUAAAACCCCUGUAGGGGUUUUAGACACUUUGUGUCCUAAGUGUCUACAGGCUUUGUUGUAUGUCAGCAAUCCAUCCCUUGGAUUCACAAAUAAUUUUUAAUCGUCUCCACAUAAUAUAAUAACUUUGUUGGAUUAGACUGUUGGUUUAUUGCCCCUCAAAAAUCAGGUUAGGAACAGAUUGUCAUGGACAAAAUCUAUGUUGUCGCUAGGAAUUGACAGUGACUUGAUGGUACAUAAUCAUUGGCCCAUUUUUCUCAGCUGUGUCCACUCUGAUUUGCUGUUGCUCUCCAAGGUCCUGAUUCAAAUUAUUUCUCCUCCUACAGAACAAUAUGAUUUGCCCAUCAAAACAUCCAUCUGACUAUCAUAGCCAGUUUUAAUAAACAAUAAUCCUGUGUUGCUUUUUAAAAAAAUACUUUUAAUUCCUCCCCCCUCCCAAUUUCUAAAUUAGACAAGAGUGUUAAAGCUGAUAUGGGUAGGACGGGUUACAGACUUUGUGGAACUAAGCCAGAUUCAAGUUUUUUAACCAAUCCCACAUGUAAGAAUAAUAGGGAUUUUUUUUAAAAAGAUAUGACGUUAUUUUUGUGAAUAAACUAUAGAUUAAAGUUGAAUAUACAUAAAAAGAAUAUCAGAGCACCAGUCACACUUUCUACAGCACACUUUCUUUUAGAUAAACAUCCAAAGUGACAUGGCAGGCAGUUUCUUGAAUAGAAGAGGCAUUCCCAUUGUACAUUAGAUGGGGAAAAUGUCUCUUAAAAUAAUGUUUGACACCUGCAUUUUAUUUCUAUCUAUAUUAUACAGGUAAUCCUUGACUUACAGCCAUAGGCAGUUAUUAAGUGAGUUGCACUUCAUCUUAAACCUUUUUUGCCACAGUUGCUUAGUGAACCAUUGCAGUUGUUAAGUGAAUCAUGCAGUUAUUAAGUGAAUCUGGCUAUCCCCAUUGCUUGUUGGGAGCCGGCUGGGAAGGUUACAAACGGUGAUCACAUAACUCCAGAACAGUGCAACCGUCAUAAAAACCUGCCAGUUGCCAAGCGCCCAGAUUUUGAUCACAUGACAGUGGGGAAUGCUACAGCAGUUGUAAGUGUGGAAAACUGUCAUAAGUCACUGUUUUCAGUGUCAUUGUAACUUGAAAUGGUCACUAAAUGAAUUGUAGGAGAUGAGCAGACUGAGGGAAGAGGGAGUUUCCUUUGCAGCCACAAGAGAUCUAAGUCCAGUCUUCUUUGAAUUCCGUUGACUCUUAUCUACUGCCAAUUUGCUUUGACCAUUAGUAGUUCAGAUUCUUGUAGAGAGCAUUAGCAUGCAAUAAACCUGCAGUCAUUUGAACCACCUUGACUCCUAAUUUCUUGCACCUGACACAAAUGGCUGUAAGCCGAGGACUACUUGUACUAUAUUUUACAUAGUGUGAUAUAUACUUUCAUUUUUUAAAAAUCUGCAAGGUUACUUGUAGGGAUUAAGCCUGCAGACUUGUCUAUAUGUUCCUGGGAGCAUAUUGAUCUCAGAAGGAUUUACUUCUAAAUAUAUAUGGAUAGAUUUAACUUAUUUCCCUAUCUUCACAUGUUAAGUCUAAAUCACCGAUCAAUUGUACUUCACCCCAGUCUUGCUAAGAAAAAGACAGAAUUCAAGCUUCCUUCAAUGUGGGAAAAGAAUAUAUAGAGAACAUCUUCUGUUGAUGCUCCUUUAGAGACUCUUAUUUCUUUAUGUGCAGUUUCCAGUCCAGCAUAUCUUUGCCAAUGCCAACAUAUCUCUUGUUAAAUUAGCUGAAACCAUUUAAAGUCUUUUAGUGGCAUCUGCGUGAUAAUUGAACAGAGACGCUUUGUAUCUGGGAAGCUGGCCAAGGAAUAAACCUUGAAGCAAAUUGUAUUAAAUUAGUUAUCUCGUUAUAGUUUUUUGAAUAAUUUCCUAAUGAUGAAUUAAGUUUGAAACCAGAGCUGUCAAGUCCCAUUGCUUUAUUUGGCCUGACAGGUAGGGAGUUAGAAAGAGAAAAUAAUCCUCUCCAAGGUCUGAUUGCUCUGAGAUUUAGGAUGUGAUCAGUAUAGUUUUGGCUGUCCUAGAAGUAUGCAAAGCAAAAGAAAUUAUUUAAUAAAUAGACAUAAUGGAUACUAAAAAAACAAAUUUUGAUGAGACUUUGCCAAGGCUUUUUCUCACAGUGUAUACCUAUCUUGCACACAUAAUUACAAGGGAGAACUUUCUGAGUUAAAGACCAAUGUCCAAGACCAAGCCACUAGUACUAAUAUAAUAAGGAACCAUUUUCACACUAUGACUGUAAGGAGCGUGUUAAAAAAAACUUACAUUAAAGCAGAUAUUACUUUAGUUUGAUUAAUGUUGAACUUAAUAAGCUUAAUUUUAAAAAGUCUUUAUUGACCCUCAUCAGCAGUAACAACAGCAUCAAAAGCUUUUUUUUUGUUAAUAUUUGAAGAAUCCAGUGUUGAUUAAGUCAUGCUGUAAAAACAAAAGUUAACUCAAAUUUGAAUAGAAUAACAGAGUCGGAAGGGACCUUGUAGGUCAUCUAGUCCAACCCCCUGCCCAAGCAGGAGUCCCUACACCAUUUCUGACAGAUGGCAGUCCAGUCUCUUCUUGAAAGCCUCCAGUGAUG
Molecule: messenger RNA, 7192 nt
Organism: Crotalus tigris (Tiger rattlesnake)
Lineage: Eukaryota; Metazoa; Chordata; Lepidosauria; Squamata; Viperidae
Gene: PTPN14
Product: protein tyrosine phosphatase non-receptor type 14
Exons: 16
Biological process (GO): protein dephosphorylation; lymphangiogenesis
Cellular component (GO): cytoskeleton
Molecular function (GO): protein tyrosine phosphatase activity
Source: RefSeq, a predicted model, not a curated record